AUGGCUAAACCGCCAAGUCAAACCUACGUCGAGAUCAACAAGUACUGGGAUCGUAUUUCCAAGAUCAUCAUCUGUCUUGUUGACGCAGGCCUUAACUGGUACUUCAUUCAUGUCGUCGAUGCUCGCUUGGUCAAGCAACACGGUUUGCGCAAGUACAAGCCGUUGAUCGGAUAUUACACUCGUCUUGGAGUCUUAUCCAUCUGCAUGGACGUCAUGCUUCUCGGUCUGAUGGCACUUCCCAACCAGGUGGUCUACAUCCAGUUCCACCCCGUUGCAUACAUGAGUAUGGCCGACCUCAUCGUCAAGGUCGCAACCACAUCUGAGAUUGAUGUCCGCCCAAACACAACGUCUGGAACCCCCUUCCCUGACAGCAGAUCGUAUCCUCAGCGUACCUUCAACGACCGCGACACUGUCAACGGAGCCAAGAACACCGCGCAUAUCGGCCACACACAAGGCAACAACACCAAUAGAGAAGACGUCAAAGGCAUUCAGAGACAGACAGAAGUCCAGAUCUUCGUUGGAGAUUCGGACAGCGACAUCCAGAACGACGGUCUGGAUAAGAUCUCAUCGAGGACAUCUGCGGAGAACGACUACAUCAAUCAUGGUGCGCCGCAAUACAACUCCAACAACCCUUUCAACAAGGUCCACAAUCAAAACCGUCGAUCCGAUGAAUCACAGAUUCCUUUGAAAGAUCUUACCAGAGCUGGCGAAGCAGUAUAA
Aureobasidium uvarum is the source of this 720-nucleotide messenger RNA. NCBI's taxonomy places the organism in Eukaryota, Fungi, Ascomycota, Dothideomycetes, Dothideales, Saccotheciaceae. The record is from the annotation of a GenBank genome assembly.